AUGCCUUGCGAUUAUGGGGUGGACUUUGGCUUUGAGCCGGAACAUAUUGACCGCAAAUCAUUAUACGUCAGCUUGGAAGAGCGCAUUAAGUAUCUACAUGCCUUCCUUGAGUGGACCUCUGAGGAUGUCGAACACCUCACAAGCGGAGCCAAAUACCUCAAGCAACUUAUCCCCGCCGUCGUCAACCUGGUCUAUAAAAAGCUUUUAAAAUUUGACAUCACGUCGCGUGCCUUCCACACCCGCACCACCGCCAGCGAAGAAGACCCAGAGGACGACUACCUCACCGAGGAAACCCCACAAAUCCAACGGCGCAAGAUGUUCUUGCGCUGGUACCUCAUCAAGCUGUGCCAGGACCCUACCAGCAUGGAUUUCUGGCGAUACCUAAACAAAGUCGGCCAAAUGCAUUCUGGUCAAGAACGCCUAGCCCCCCUCAACAUCGAAUACAUUCACCUCGGCGCCUGCCUAGGCUACAUCCAAGACAUCUUCACCGAAGCCCUCAUGUGCCACCCCCAACUCUCCAACCGCCGCAAACUCGGCCUCAUCCGCGCAAUCAAUAAGAUCAUUUGGAUUCAAAAUGACCUCUUCGCCAAAUGGCACCUCCGCGACGGCGAGGAAUACGCCGACGAGAUCUCCAUCUACAGCUUUGGCUCUGGCAAUAAGGAGGGAUAUUUAAGCGGGAAGCGCAUUCUUGGCAGUAGUUCGGAAAGCUCCAUCGAUGAUGACCAAUCUAGUAUCGCUAGUAGUGUGGCGCCGUCCACUUUCAGUGGCGCCCACUCUACUCACACAACUGGACCGUCGCGGACACCCGAGGGAGUGACAAAAACCUCAGCAUGUCCUUUUGCAGAUUUCGCGAAGAAUAACUCUUCGACUGAGACCAAGAUUUGGCAUUGA
This is a messenger RNA of Penicillium pulvis, 891 nucleotides long. RefSeq names its product protoglobin family protein. The transcript has 3 exons. Gene Ontology annotation, molecular function: heme binding; oxygen binding. The record is from RefSeq and is a predicted model, not a curated record. Bases 1 to 891 code for a protein of 296 amino acids. NCBI's taxonomy places the organism in Eukaryota, Fungi, Ascomycota, Eurotiomycetes, Eurotiales, Aspergillaceae.